UCUUCCCUCUCCUUCACUUUUUUCAUUGCGCAGGGCGCGUAGGUCCGUCUUUUCCUGGAACGGACUGCAGCAAUGGCGGCCUACGACCAUUCUAAAGUCUCACAUUUCAUCGGCGGGAACUCGCUCGACAAAGCAUCUCCCGGUCGUGUCACCGACUUCGUUCAAGAACACGGAGGUCACACCGUAAUUACAAAGGUGCUGAUCGCCAACAAUGGUAUUGCGGCGGUGAAAGAGAUUCGAUCCAUCCGCCAAUGGAGCUACGAGACCUUCGGGACUGAGCGUGCUAUCGAAUUCACUGUGAUGGCGACGCCAGAGGACCUUAAGGUCAACGCAGAGUAUAUCCGCAUGGCCGACCAAUAUAUUGAAGUUCCUGGAGGAUCAAACAACAACAACUACGCCAAUGUGGACUUGAUUGUCGACGUCGCUGAGCGCGCUGGCGUCCAUGCCGUCUGGGCUGGAUGGGGGCACGCGUCGGAGAAUCCCCGGUUGCCCGAGAGUCUGGCAGCCUGCAAGAACCGUAUUGUUUUCAUCGGUCCUCCCGGAAGCGCUAUGAGAAGUUUGGGCGACAAGAUCUCGAGUACAAUUGUCGCCCAAAGUGCCGACGUACCUUGUAUGGCAUGGUCUGGUAGCGGUAUCGUCGAUACCGUGCUGUCAGAGCAAGGCUUCGUCACCGUACCUGAUAAAGCUUACCAGAACGCUUGCGUCACAACUUGGGAACAGGGUCUUGCGAAAGCGGAGGAGAUCGGUUUUCCUAUCAUGAUCAAGGCUAGCGAGGGAGGUGGUGGAAAGGGUAUCCGCAAGGUGGAGAGCGCUGAUGCUUUCAAAAAUGCUUACUAUGCCGUCGCCGGCGAGAUCCCAGGAUCCCCCAUCUUCAUCAUGAAGCUUGCGGGACAAGCGCGUCACCUUGAGGUCCAGGUCUUGGCCGAUCAAUAUGGAAACGCUAUAUCCCUAUUUGGUCGUGACUGUUCCGUCCAACGUCGUCACCAGAAGAUCAUUGAAGAAGCACCGGUCACUAUUGCAAAGGAAGAUACCUUCGAGAAGAUGGAGAGAGCCGCUGUGCGCUUGGCUAAGCUUGUCGGUUAUGUCAGCGCCGGAACCGUCGAAUAUCUCUAUAGCCACGCUGAUGAUGAGUUUUGUUUCCUCGAGCUCAAUCCUCGUCUUCAGGUUGAACACCCCACCACCGAGAUGGUGUCUGGCGUCAAUUUGCCAGCUGCUCAGCUGCAGGUUGCUAUGGGUAUCCCACUCCAUCGAGUCAGGCAUAUCCGUACACUAUACGGGUUAGCACCCAAUGCUGCCACGGAGAUUGACUUCGACCUGGUAAAACCCGAAUCGAACCAGCUCCAGCGCAAGCCUCGACCAAAAGGUCACGUCGUUGCGGUCCGCAUCACUGCCGAAAACCCUGAUGCAGGUUUUAAGCCCUCCUCCGGCGCUCUUCAAGAGCUUAACUUCCGCUCAAGCACGAACGUUUGGGGAUACUUCUCUGUUAGCUCUGCCGGAGGUUUGCACGAAUUUGCCGACUCACAGUUCGGACAUAUUUUCGCUUAUGGCGAGGAUCGCAACGAAAGUCGCAAGAACAUGAUCGUCGCGCUGAAGGAGCUUAGCAUUCGUGGCGAUUUCCGGACCACCGUUGAAUACCUCAUCAAGCUCCUUGAACUCGAAGCCUUCACCGAGAAUACUUUCACCACCGGUUGGCUUGACUCUCUCAUCAGCAACAGACUCACUGCCGAGAGACCCGAUGCCACGUUGGCUGUCGUCUGUGGUGCAGUCACGAAGGCCCACCUUGCGGCAGAGGCUUGUCUCAGCGAGUACAAGAAGAUCCUGGACAAGGGUCAGGUUCCCGUGCGAGACCUGCUGAAGACCGUCUUCAGCGUCGACUUCAUCUACGAGAAUGUCCGCUAUUCCUUCACCGCCACCCGUUCCUCCAAGAACAUGUGGACUCUCUUCUUGAACGGCGGCAGGACCCUGGUCGGCGCUCGUCCCCUCGCCGAUGGAGGAUUGCUUGUCCUACUCGAUGGCCGAAGCCACUCGGUCUACUGGAGAGAGGAAGUUGGUGCAUUGCGAUUAAUGGUGGAUGCGAAGACCUGUUUGAUUGAGCAAGAGAAUGACCCCACGCAACUGAGGAGUCCUUCUCCUGGAAAGCUGAUCAGAUUCUUAAUCGACAGCGGUGAUCACAUCAAUGCUGGUGAAACUUACGCAGAGAUCGAGGUCAUGAAAAUGUACAUGCCGCUCGUUGCAGCAGAGGAUGGUGUCGUGCAAUUUGUGAAGCAGCCGGGCGUCAGCCUCCAGCCGGGCGAUAUUCUUGGUAUCUUGACGCUCGACGACCCUGCUCGAGUCAAGCAUGCCAAACCGUUCGAAGGUCUGCUUCCCCCAAUGGGUCUGCCUGGUGUCGUUGGGAACAAGACCUACCAACGCUUUGUUCGCUGCUUCACUACACUCAAUGACAUCCUCGAUGGAUACGACAACCAAUCCAUUAUGGCCUCCACUCUCAAAGAUCUCGUUGACGUCCUUCAUGAACCCGAGCUUCCAUAUUCAGAGCUCCACGCAAUCCUUGCGUCACUGUCUGGCCGCAUUCCUGCCAAACUUGAGGAGAGUGUCCGCUCAGCACUGGACGUGGCCAAGUCAAAGGGGGAUACUCUUGAUUUCCCUGCCGUUCGCAUCAAGAGAGUCAUCGACCAUUACAUACAGGACAACAUUCUCGCCCCUAACCAGACCAUGUUCCAAAACCAGCUGUCCGGUAUCUACGACGUUCUCGACCGUUUUACUAACGGCUUGAAGGGUCACGAGGUUAUCACGAUAGCCAAGCUCUUGUCUCGUUAUGAAGAGACGGAGAAGCUCUUCGGCGGUAGCAUUGAGGCUCGUGUGUUGAGCCUUCGCGAGCAGAACAAAGAUGAUUUGGACAAGGUUGUUGCAACCGUGCUCAGCCAUACGAAGGCUCAGAGCAAAUCCAAACUUGUCCUAGCUCUUAUUGACUACGUGAAGACGAGCGGACUUCCUGUCUCAAACACCGAAAGCCCCUUGUAUCAGGUGCUGAAUGACCUCGCCGCGCUCGAGUCCAAGUCAUCGACGUCUGUUGCGCUCAAAGCGAGAGAAGUUCUUAUCUAUGGACAGAUGCCUUCUUACGAGGAGCGUUUGCAUCAGAUGGAGGGAGUGCUCAAAACCUCAGUCAGCGCCAGCUACUACGGUGAACAAGGUGCCCGUAGGACCCCUUCUGCCGACACUCUCAGAGAACUUAGUGACUCACGUUACACGGUUUACGACGUGCUGCCCGCAUUCUUCCUUCACAAGGAUCCCCUUGUCACCCUCGCUGCCUUCGAGGUGUACGUUCGCCGCUCAUACCGCGCUUACUCGCUGCUUUCGAUUGAUUACGAGGAGGGUGACGGUCUUGACGAUGGAGAACUGCCUAGUGCCGUGACGUGGAGAUUCAACUUAGGGCAGUCACAUUCUCCUCCUGCUACGCCAGGAAUGAAUGCCACCGCUGAUCCGCGUCGCCAAGGAUCUGUCAGCGACUUGUCCUAUCUCAUUAGUCGCAGUGUGUCUCAGCCUGUCCGCAAUGGUGUUAUCGCCUCCUUUGCGGAUAUCAAUGCUCUGACUCGUGGCUUCGAGAAGGCCGCCAACUUGUUGCCAGCCUUCGAUCCAGAGGAACACAAUCAGCGUUACAACACCACAGAGCCUCCCAACGUCAUGAACCUCGCUUUGCGCAUCUUUGAACAGCCUGGUGAUUUGUCAGAAGAAGCCUGGUCAGAACAGCUCAGCCAAUUCAUCAAUGAGAGGAAGUCUAUCCUUACGCGCCGCGGUGUCCGCCGCGUCACCUUCCUUGUCUGCCGCCCAGGUGUAUAUCCGAAGUACAUCACGGUUCGCGAGUCGGACGGAGAGUGGGUUGAAGAACAAGCCAUUCGCAACAUUGAACCUGCGCUGGCCUUCCAACUGGAACUUAGCCGCUUAUCUAACUAUAACCUCCAGCCCCUCUUCGUUGAGACGAAGCAGAUUCAUGUCUACCAUGCCGUCGCUCGCGAGAACCAGCUCGACAACAGAUUCUUCAUCCGUGCGCUCGUUCGUCCUGGUCGCCUCCGUGGUACGAUGAGUACUGCCGAGUAUCUCAUCUCGGAGACUGAUCGUCUUGUCACCAAUAUUCUCGAUGCUCUGGAGGUGGUCUCCGCUCAAUAUCGCACAGCCGACUGCAACCAUAUCUUCAUGAACUUCGUUUAUAACCUUGCGGUUACAUAUGACGAUGUCUUGGAGGCUAUCUCUGGCUUCAUCGAGCGCCACGGCAAGCGUCUCUGGCGUUUGCACGUCACUGGGUCGGAGAUUCGUAUUGCCCUCGAAGACAACGAGGGUAACGUUACGCCUAUCCGGUGUGUCAUCGAGAACGUGUCGGGCUUCGUCGUCAAAUACCACGGUUAUCAGGAGAUCCUGACUGACAAGGGAACCACCAUCUUGAAGUCCAUCGGUGACAAAGGACCCCUCCACCUCCAACCCGUUCACCAGGUAUACCCCACUAAGGAAUCGCUGCAGCCCAAACGGUAUCAAGCGCACAAUAUUGGGACAACUUACGUCUAUGACUUCCCCGAACUUUUCUCCAAAGCUCUCCAAAAUGUCUGGAUCAAGGCCCGAGACCUCAGUCCGUCAUUGGUCCUCCCGAAGAAGUUCUUGGACUCCAAGGAAUUGGUUUUGGAUGAGGACGACAACCUCGUUGAAGUCGACAGAGCUCCAGGCAACAACACUUUCGGUAUGGUUGCGUGGGUGUAUACCCUAUGGACCCCAGAAUACCCGCAAGGUCGUAGCGUCGUCGUCAUAUCCAACGACAUUACGUACAAGAUUGGUUCUUUCGGCCCUAUCGAAGAUCAGUUCUUCUACCUUGUCACCAAGUAUGCCCGCGUCCACGGGCUACCCCGCAUUUAUCUCUCUGCCAACUCUGGAGCCCGCAUCGGACUGGCUGAAGAGAUCAUGCAUCUAUUCUCAUGCGCGUGGAAUGACCCCCAGCAGCCCGACAAGGGCAUCGACUAUUUGUACCUAACGAGGGAGAGCUACCUGAAGGUUGAGGAGAAGGCAAGCGGUGCCGUCCGUACUGCUGAGAUUGAGGUAGACGGAGAGAUGAGAUACAAGAUCACCGACAUCAUCGGUUUGCAAGAUGGCCUUGGUGUCGAGUCUCUCAAAGGCUCCGGUCUGAUAGCCGGAGAAACGUCGCGCGCCUACGACGACAUCUUUACUAUCACUCUAGUCACCGCUCGUUCCGUUGGUAUCGGCGCUUACCUCGUUCGUCUCGGUGAACGUGCUGUACAGGUUGAAGGCCAGCCUAUCAUCUUGACUGGUGCAGCGGCCCUCAACAAGGUGCUUGGCCGCGAGGUCUACACCUCCAAUCUGCAGCUUGGUGGCACCCAGAUCAUGUACAAGAACGGUGUCUCCCACCUCACCGCAAGUAGUGAUCUCGAAGGCGUUACCCACAUCCUUGACUGGCUGUCUUAUGUGCCAAACAUUCGUGGCGAACGACUUCCCAUCCGUGAAACGCCGGACUCAUGGGACCGUGAGAUCGGAUACACUCCACCAAAGGGACCCUACGAUCCCAGGUGGUUUAUCGGAGGCAAGACCGACGAACAAUCGCCGCUGUGGGCGUCUGGCUUCUUCGACAAGGGAUCGUUCCAAGAGACUCUGAGCGGAUGGGCGCAAACUGUGGUCGUCGGUCGUGCUCGUUUGGGCGGUAUUCCGAUGGGAGUUAUUGCAGUCGAGACUCGCACUAUCGAACGUAUCGUUCCCGCCGAUCCGGCCAAUCCUGCUUCCUUCGAGCAGCGCGUCAUGGAAGCUGGCCAAGUGUGGUACCCCAAUUCAGCUUACAAGACCGCCCAAGCCAUCUUCGACUUCAAUCGCGAGAGCCUUCCCCUCAUGGUCUUCGCCAACUGGCGUGGUUUCUCUGGUGGUCAGCAGGAUAUGUACGAUGAGGUUCUCAAGCAGGGUUCCAAGAUCGUCGACGGUCUUUCAAGCUACAAGCAGCCAGUCUUCGUCUACAUUGUACCCAAUGGUGAACUUCGUGGCGGUGCUUGGGUGGUCCUGGAUCCCUCUAUCAACAUGGCCCAGAUGGAGAUGUAUGCGGAUGUUGACGCUCGCGCAGGUGUCUUAGAACCCGAGGGUGUCGUCGAGAUCAAGAUGCGGCGCGAUAAGAUUCUGACGCUGAUGGAGCGUCUCGACUCGUCGUAUGCCGCUCUCAAGGUGAAGAGCAAGGACACCUCCUUAUCAGCUGAAGAUAGGGCCCAUGCUUCUCAAGCCCUUUUUGCCAGGGAGACCUUGUUGCAGCCCACGUAUAAGCAACUCGCCCUUCUGUAUGCCGAUCUCCACGAUCGCUCUGGCCGAAUGGAGGCCAAGGGCUGUGCCAAACCCGUUGUUUGGAAAGAUGCGCGCCGGUUCUUCUACUGGGCCCUCCGCGCGCGUCUCGCUCGUUCCAAUGCUCUCGCAAAAAUCGCGGAAAGUAGUCCCGAGUCUGAGCCUGAGUAUCACGCUGAAGUUCUCGAUUCCCUCGUCCCUGUCGACUCGUCGGACAACCGUGUUUUGGCGGAGGCACUCGAGAAGCUUGAUCUGACCGAGACUCUUGCGAAGCUGAGGACGGAUAGCUUCCUUCAUCGCUUCGCUGAAGUCGCUCAGUACAAUCGCAAAACAACCCUUGAAGGCCUCGCCAGGCUUAUCGAUACCCUCUCGGACGAUGAGCGGCAAGCAGUACAGUCCGCAUUGCAGUCAGGCAACCGAUCACCAGGCCCUCCUUCCUACUCCACCGCGUGACUUCCUUUCUCUGGGCUUAUGUCGUUCUUUACAUUACAUCACUGAGUUUUUCACGUCGUAUAAGAUUACGAUAACCGCACGUCAUUGAAUUACAUGUAUCAUUUGUCGCAUACCUCACUUAUAAUAUGAUAACAUUGUUGUGAUAUCCCACAUCACACCUUGAUUUCGAACCGCC
This is a messenger RNA of Coniophora puteana RWD-64-598 SS2, 6940 nucleotides long. RefSeq names its product acetyl CoA carboxylase. NCBI's taxonomy places the organism in Eukaryota, Fungi, Basidiomycota, Agaricomycetes, Boletales, Coniophoraceae. The transcript is spliced from 13 exons. The record is from RefSeq and is a predicted model, not a curated record. Gene Ontology annotation, biological process: fatty acid biosynthetic process. The coding region runs from base 73 to 6765 and encodes 2230 amino acids. Gene Ontology annotation, molecular function: metal ion binding; acetyl-CoA carboxylase activity; ATP binding.